AGAAAAGAAUAUUACAAGCUUCGCUGGCUUUCGUUGUACAAUAAGGAAGGCUUUGAAGGCAAAAGAGGCAUCGAAGAAACCACUCAGAGCCCAGGGAGCAACUGUAAUCAAUCUUCAACUCAAGGGUUUUGCUCUCUCUCAGAUCUCUCCCCAAUAUCCCAGAUGGCAAAAGACCCCAAACUCAGAAAAUUGACAGUUUAUCUUUACAUUCCCAAUAUUAUUGGGUACAUAAGAGUUCUCAUGAAUGUUGUUGCCUUUGCCCUGUGCUUUAGCAACAAAAAGCUUUUCUCUGUUCUGUAUUUUCUCAGCUUUGUGUGUGAUGGGAUUGAUGGCUGGUGUGCUCGCAAAUUCAAUCAAGUUUCAACCUUUGGAGCUGUUUUGGACAUGGUAACAGACAGGAUUAGCACUGCUUGUCUACUGGUAAUCCUCUCCCAACAAUAUAGGCCUGGCUUAGUUUUCUUGUCAUUGCUUGCCUUGGAUAUUGCCAGCCAUUGGCUGCAAAUGUACAGUACUUUCUUGUUAGGGAAGGCUAGUCAUAAAGAUGUAAAAGACAGCAGUAGUUGGCUUUUCAAGUUGUACUAUGGAAACCGAAUGUUUAUGGCUUUCUGUUGUGUGGCAUGUGAGGUGCUAUACAUUAUCCUAUUUCUUAUUGCAGAGCCCCAUAGUGAAAGUGUGAUUGAUGUUUUACUGCAUGCUUCAAAACAGAGUUUUCUUCUGUCUGCUUUAGUCCUGUCAGUCCUGUUUGGGUGGGCAAUCAAGCAGGCUGUCAAUGUUAUACAGAUGAAGACCGCAGCAGAUGUGUGUGUGCUUUAUGACAUCAACAAAAAGCAGAAACCCUAAGGCUGUCUAUAUGUUCAGUUACAAAGCCUCAUUUGUAUGUUGACAAAGAGGGGUGGACUAACCAGAUUUAGCCUCUUGUACCCACAUUUUCAGGCUAAAAUUUUCAUGUUUGAAGUUGCAAAUUGAAAACCCUUCUAACUUCUCCAUUUAACAUUCAACUGAAGGAAAGUAAAAAAAAAGACUAUACCCACUUGGAUGAUAGAGUUUUCUCUAGUUUUUUCCUCCAUUUUUUAGCCUGUCAUAAUACUGAUGAUGCUGAUUGAUGUUGUGAAUAUGUUGUACAUUCAUUGUUUGUUAUUUUUGAACUCUUUCAUUUGCUAUGA
Vitis riparia (riverbank grape) is the source of this 1163-nucleotide messenger RNA. Its product is annotated as CDP-diacylglycerol--inositol 3-phosphatidyltransferase 1. Gene Ontology annotation, cellular component: membrane; Golgi apparatus. The transcript is spliced from 10 exons. NCBI's taxonomy places the organism in Eukaryota, Viridiplantae, Streptophyta, Magnoliopsida, Vitales, Vitaceae. Gene Ontology annotation, molecular function: CDP-diacylglycerol-inositol 3-phosphatidyltransferase activity. Gene Ontology annotation, biological process: phosphatidylinositol biosynthetic process. The record is from RefSeq and is a predicted model, not a curated record. The coding region runs from base 163 to 840 and encodes 225 amino acids.